Messenger RNA from Periophthalmus magnuspinnatus, 1872 nucleotides. Its product is annotated as T-box transcription factor TBX6L-like. Gene Ontology annotation, biological process: cell fate specification; regulation of transcription by RNA polymerase II; positive regulation of DNA-templated transcription. Gene Ontology annotation, molecular function: RNA polymerase II cis-regulatory region sequence-specific DNA binding; DNA-binding transcription factor activity, RNA polymerase II-specific. Lineage: Eukaryota; Metazoa; Chordata; Actinopteri; Gobiiformes; Gobiidae. Gene Ontology annotation, cellular component: nucleus. Bases 1 to 1872 code for a protein of 623 amino acids. The transcript is spliced from 9 exons. The record is from RefSeq and is a predicted model, not a curated record.
AUGGGGGUGCUGCUGGGACUAAAAUCUCUGCUGGGGCUGUCACAGACAGGUUCAAGGCCUGUGACGUGGGCCCUUGGGGAAGUGUCGCUGGAGAUGCAUCAUUCACUUGGGAAGGUGGUUGUGCUGCUGACUUGUUCUCUGGGGGUGGUGGUGGUGCUGCUGAAAGCCUUGUUGGGGAAGAUGGUUGUGGUGCUGGUGGUGACUCCUUCACCGGGGGAGGUGGUUGUGGUAGUUAUGGUGCUGCUGAUGGUACUGACACCUUGGCUCGGUCUCUGGUUGGCGCAGCAGGAAUCAUCCUCUCAUUCCUUUUUUCUCACACUGAGCCAGAACCCUGUCCAGGCCGGUGCCUCAGAGUGUGGAGGAGGUUAUCCUUCAGCACUCUCGCUCCACCUCUGCUCAGCCAGCCUCGUGCGCGCAGCACCCAGCCUCGUGCGCGGAGCACCCAGCCUCGUGCGCGGAGCACCCAGCCUCCCAGAGCCGCUCCUGAACCGCACCACUGCGGAUCCUGAGCAGCAUGCUGCUUUGAGACGCACUCAACAAACUCCCAGUGACGACCCUAAGGUCACACUUGAAGCUAAGAAUUUGUGGAAAGUAUUUCAUAAAAUAGAAACUGAGAUGGUCAUUACCAAAUCUGGAAGGAGAAUGUUUCCUCCGUUUAAGGUGCGCGUCACUGGUCUGGAUAAAGAGGCACAGUAUAUCCUGUUGAUGGACAUAGUUUCCGUGGAUGACUGCCGUUACAAAUUUAACAAUUCCCGCUGGACAGUAAGUGGGAAAGCUGACCCUGAGAUGCCCAAACGCAUGUACAUUCACCCAGACAGCCCGUCCAAAGGGGAGCACUGGAUGUCCAAACCUGUGGCCUUUCAUAAACUCAAACUCACUAACAACACCUCAGACAAGCAUGGAUUUACAAUUCUUAAUUCAAUGCAUAAAUACCAGCCCCGGUUCCACAUUGUGAGAGCCAACAGCAUCAUGAAGCUUCCCUACUGCACUUUCCGGACAUAUGUCUUCCCAGAGACUGAGUUUAUUGCUGUCACAGCUUAUCAGAAUGAAAUGAUCACACAACUCAAAAUAGACAACAACCCAUUUGCCAAAGGAUUUAGAGACACAGGAAAUGGAAGAAGAGAAAAAAGGAAUAAAUCUGUUUUGUCUCUAGAAGGUGAUUCACACCAAAUUGAACAGAACCACAGUGACUCUGAUGAUUCGUCUGAAAUAUUAUCUGCAAGUGACCCACUUUACUCUCCUCUGGAAGUGGUUAGUAGCCCCCUGAUGUCACUGCACACUCAACAAGGAGAAAUGUGGAGCGAUAGUUCCAGUACUGGUAUCAUAAAUGGAUCAACACCUGAUGAUGCACACUCGGCAGUCAAGGAUUCCAUGAGAUAUAUUGAAGACAGAAAUAUUUCUUUUCCACUUCAGACUAUGAGGUCACCAACAAUGUUUCAUCUUGGACAACUGACCACAACGCCACUGGAUUUCUCUGCACCAGCUACAGGGCACAUGGCUUCAUCUUUGACACUGGAAAAUGAAAUGACAACUCAUAGCAGACAUCAUCCAUCUCUAUACAUCUGUCCUCUGCCACAAAGCCCUUUCCCAUCCCAGGGCCUGUCGCCUUAUAGCGAACUCCAUCCAUACCCACCUUGCUUCUUGUCUUCUUCUCUUGUGGCUCCAGCUCUUCCCACCACCUCUGUGACCUCCAGUCAACCACCACAUCUUUCCCUCCACAGUGCUAGCCCCUGGAUGAGACCGAGUCCUUAUCAUAUCCCUGCAUCGCUCAGCUCCAGCACAAACCUGCAGAUGGACAGAAAGCACAAUCAUUCACACCACAAAUCAGUCCAGAAAAUGGAUCACAUAAGUGCCAGUGGAUCUGCACUUUAG